This is a messenger RNA of Gilbertella persicaria, 1006 nucleotides long. RefSeq lists its product as uncharacterized. The record is from RefSeq and is a predicted model, not a curated record. Lineage: Eukaryota; Fungi; Mucoromycota; Mucoromycetes; Mucorales; Choanephoraceae. Bases 59 to 922 code for a protein of 287 amino acids. The transcript is spliced from 2 exons.
UCUCUCUCUCUCUCUCUCUCUCUCUCUCUUUUUCUUCAUCGUUUUGUAUUAUAAUCUUAUGUUGCGAGUAGCUUCUAUACUCUACCUUGAAAAAAUUUGGUCAAAACCAACCAACAAUGUCUUUACAUCCAAUGAAACAAGUUCUAUUGAAUCCAAUAGCAUAACAGAAGAUGCCCCAUCCUCUUCUUGCAGAAAUGUUGCUCCUUCUAUUCAAUCAAGUCAACAAAUGGACUUGAAAGAACAAGAACUGCACCACCACUAUGAGACAGAAGAUGAAGCUAUAGUCAAGGACAACAUACAAGAAAAUUCUUCUUCUUCAGCGAGAGACAACACAAUCAUCUCCUUGUCAAAUUCAGUUAGCACCAUAGAGAGUGGUGAUGACAGCCCUCGUAUGACAAAUAGCUUAUUUAGUGCUCCUUCUAGCCAUCUAGAGACACCUUUAACUCAAUUUGAAAAACCUUCAAUCAAAAUGGUAUCGUCUCCUCCUGUUCCUCCUGCUAUGCCUGGCAUGGCAAGUGGCAUGAUUCAAUCCGACUGUUUAUACUAUGAUAGCGAUCUUGAUUUGGGCGAACAUCAUCACAAGAACCAAGAGCUCAUCACACCCCCGCCCACGCCUAAAUCUUCUAAACUGUCUCCUAAGCGUAUCUUACACCGUGCCAGAUCAAGUAUCACAGAAGAAUCGGUAAAAAAGAUUGGUCGUAGAACAAGCAUGUUUCUAGAAAGAUUCAAUCCUCAUCAUGAACAAGUUCCUCCUGUUCCUUCUUUGAUCACGAAUACAAGUGACAUCACAGAAAAUUUACCGCCCACGCCUACUUCUCCUCCUUCGUCUCUACAGGUCUUUAGAAGAAAAUCGUCCAAACUGUCAAGCAAAGGAAAAAACUUGUCCAAGAAAAUAAGAAAAGUCAUUUCGUUUCAUCACUAAGAAUUACAUCAUUACCAUUUGUAUAAAAAUCAAGUCAACUUAUAUAUAUAUAUAUGAUACCAAAUAAACACUAUGUAUUUUAAA